GCUAGCUAACAGUGCUAACACCAGAGGCUCAGGUUUGAGUUUCUGUUGAUACCAGGUAACAUAUAGGUAUGCCAAUGGGAAGUCACUUCAAACCAGACAGGCUAAAAGUUAACCUCAGGCUUGUCAUCAACCGUCUCAAGCUGUUGGAAAAAAAGAAAACUGAGCUUGCUCAAAAGGCACGGAAGGAGAUAGCUGAUUACCUGGCAUCAGGAAAGGAUGAGCGGGCACGGAUCCGCGUGGAGCACAUUAUCAGAGAGGACUACCUGGUCGAGGCAAUGGAGAUCCUGGAGCUUUAUUGUGACCUGUUACUGGCUCGAUUUGGCCUCAUCCAGAGUAUGAAGGAACUGGACCCAGGUUUACAAGAGGCAGUUUCCACCCUCAUCUGGGCAGCCCCGCGCCUCCAGACAGAGGUGUCUGAAUUGAAAGUUGUGUCUGACCAACUGUGUGCAAAAUACAGUAAGGAGUACGGUAAACUGUGUAAGACAAACCAGAUUGGCACAGUCAAUGACAGGCUGAUGCUCAAAUUGGGUGUGGAGGCCCCUCCCAAGAUAUUGGUGGAGCGCUACCUGAUAGAGAUAGCAAAGAACUAUAAUGUGCCUUAUGAAUCUGACGCAAUGGUCCGGCCUGAAGUGUGUCUUGGGGAGGAGGCAGACCUGAUUGAUGUGAACAAUGAAAAGAGAUUUGGUGGAAGAGGUGGUGGUGGUGGCGGCGGUGGCGGCUUUAGUGCUCCUCCUGUGCCCAUGGGCAUGCCCAUGCCCAUGCCUAUGCCAACAGCUUUCAACUAUCCACCUCCCAAAGGAGCUGAACCAUUUAAUGCCCCCUUUGGAACCUACAAUAACAUCAGCGACUUCCAGCCCGUCAUGGGAGGAGGCCAGCCUCCUCAGCUGCCCACUUCUCCCCCCACAUAUGAGUCUAUUGAUGACCUUUCUGACAAACCAUUUCUUCCUUCCCAGACUGUAGGUCCUGGCCCGUCAUCUCAGAAGUUUGACACCAGUGCCCUCCCAGAACUCCCCUCCGUUCCUGACACACUCCCCACGUCCUCCGUUGGCAGGAACACCACCACCUCGGAUGACAUUGAUUUUGAUGAUUUAACACGCCGGUUUGAGGAGCUGAAGAAGAAGAAUUAAUUGUUCUAUUUCUGGUCUAAAACACACACACACAGCCUGUGUUCUCAUUUCUGUAAUGCAUAAUAGGAAAUAUGAGGCUCAGAAUUAGAUUUGGAUAGUUUUUGCCCCUUUCUACACUGAAAAUGUUCAGUAUACCCAUUCUCUUACCUCAUCUAGAUAAAUGUGAGCAGCUUACUGAGGGUGUUGGCUCACUUUAUGUUUAUUUAGCAGAAAUCUGAUUUAUUUUGGACAAGGCAGUACCGGUGCGUACCAUGUGGUUUUAUAUCUUUUAUACACUGACCAUCAUAUAAAUUAAUGUACAAUCAACAGAUUCUAGCCACUUUUCACUGCUAUUUACAUCCUGUACCCCCCCCCCCCCCCCAAUUUGUCAGUGAUGAAUUAUAAAUGUAACCAAAUUUAGCGUUUAGUCUUAUUUAUUGUUGCUUUUGUUUUUCCUCUCUUCCUGGCAUUUUGGGUUAAAAUAAUGUAUUCUGUAUCUGCCUUCAGCUUGCUGUGCACAGUGUGUUGCUGUGACCUUUGAAAGGGCGUCACAGUUCUGACUCAGACCAGUCAAACAAGCCUAACUGGCUGCUACAGUUUUGGUAUGAAGUCAGCAUUCUCUUGGGUGACAUAGACAGGAGAUUUUUUUUUUAAGGCAGGCCUCCAACACCCAACAGUUGUUUUUUUGUUUUUUUCUCUCUCUCUCUCUCUCUUGCUCUCCUCCACUAAGACAGCAGCAGUGAUUACUGGUUGAGAGGCAAGCUGCAUUUUCAGCAUUGGCCCAGUCAUGUAAUUUUGUAAUUAAGAGAAGACUACUUUGAACACUCCUUAAAUUACUGGGGAUCUGAAACCAUAAGAUUUUUCCAGGGCUGCAACUAAUUAUUUUCACAGUUGAUUAAUCUAAUGAUUAUUUCCUUGAAUGAUUGUUUUUGUUUUGUUUUUUUUCACAUAAAAUGUGAGAAAAUGGUGAAAAUGUCAGUCAGCAUUUCCCAAAGCCCACAAUGACAUCAUUGAAAGUCUUGUUUUCUCCAGAUCCAAACAUAGCAAAGAAAAUUGCAAACCAACCAAUAAAGUACUUACAUUUAAGAAGCUGAAAUCAGGGAAUUUGCAGAUUAAUUUAAAAGAAAAAAAAGAUUCUAAAGUUAAUCGAUGAGUAAAACAGCUGGUGAUUUACAAUCUAUUUGGUUAAUCGUUGCACCUCUGGAUUUGGCUACAGUGGAACAGAAAUGUGAAGCAUCAUGAUGACUGUCAAAACUGAUUUGGACAAAUACUGGAACAUAGCAGCAGUAUGGAAAUCUGUGAUGUACUGCAUGCACAGUGACAGCCAGAUGAUUUAUGCAGAUUAUUAAUGUAGGAGUUCUUCAGUACUUUACAAAUCAGAUUUAUAUACAUAUAUUUCCAGUUUAGUUCUCUCGAAUGUUAUUUUUAUCAAAUACUUGCACUUUGCCGUUGAACUGCUGCAUUAAGAAGCAACAGACAAACUGCAUUCCAGGCGUCAUACAGCCUGAUUUGAUGUAAAUAUUGACUUCUGCAUUAGCUUAUUCUCAGCAUGUGCACGUCUAAUCCUGCAUUUGCCUUAGGAGUCAUUUCUCAUGAGAGGCCUUGCCAUUUUGUGUUGAGAUUUAUGUUAUGCAUUUCUUACUUAUCCAGACUUCACAGGUAACAAACACACUACCUGCAUUUAAAGUUUGAAUUUCCACAGUUGUGUUUUGUCAGCAGAGGGGGAUGUGGGGUCUGGACUAAAAAUGUUUUUAUGUGGUGUGUGCAUGGCAAAGAGGACGGCCGUCAGCAAGAUGAUUCAGCAAUUUCCAGAAAGCAAAUGGUGCAUCUGAAAGCUUUUCAGCUGGCAGCAGACAUGGUUCAUGAGUAGUUUAUGGGGAAAUAUGAGAGCGUAACACUACACAACUGAUCUGCUCACUGUCUUUGUUCUUCUGUGUUGGACUGUUCUUUCAUGCUAAAGUUUGAAAAGAUGUGAAUUGUUGCAGAAAAAAAAACAGGUUUAAUGCUUUUCCACUGUAUAACAAAAUUUAAAAUUUAAUAAAAUACUAUUUAGAACUG
Molecule: messenger RNA, 3164 nt
Organism: Thalassophryne amazonica
Lineage: Eukaryota; Metazoa; Chordata; Actinopteri; Batrachoidiformes; Batrachoididae
Gene: ist1
Product: IST1 factor associated with ESCRT-III
Exons: 10
Coding region: 69-1127 (352 amino acids)
Biological process (GO): protein transport
Source: RefSeq, a predicted model, not a curated record